AUGCCACGUAGACGUACUAGUGAUACACAGGUCAGUUCAGUCUCUGAAAAUAUGAUUGCAAUGUCAAACGCUCAAUUUACUACCUUAAUUCAAGAAUUGCGAAGUUCGACAUUGGGAACUAACGAAGAACUUUUAAUCCGACUACGUGAGAGUUCGGCUACUCCUACAUUGUCACCAAUGACGGGAAAUUUCGUAAACUGCACCGCUCGUUUCGACGGUAGUGAGCAUGCCAAUGUAAAAGCGUUUCUGGAUAAUAUUCUUACGUUCGAGGAAUGUACACACGUGAGCGACGACAAUGCACUACGUGGAUUGUCCAUGUUACUUAAUGGUACUGCCGCAACUUGGUGGCAGGGGAUAAAAACCUCGACUUUAACCUGGGCCAAUGCAGUGCAAACAUUAAAGGAUUCUUUCUCCAAAAAACUACCGCCUUGUUUAAUUUUCCGAGAUAUCCGCGCGCGAACAAAACACGGAUGA
Diabrotica virgifera virgifera (western corn rootworm) is the source of this 474-nucleotide messenger RNA. RefSeq names its product activity-regulated cytoskeleton associated protein 1-like. The coding region runs from base 1 to 474 and encodes 157 amino acids. Lineage: Eukaryota; Metazoa; Arthropoda; Insecta; Coleoptera; Chrysomelidae. The record is from RefSeq and is a predicted model, not a curated record. The transcript has a single exon.